GAACUCUUGCAUUAAGUUCUGCUGCACUAAGUUCUGCUGCACGUUGGAAAGAACAGUAACCUCUGACGUUACUUCUGCUAGAAAACGCACCAGUGUACACUUCUUGAAUUAGUGCAAGAAGUUCAGCUGGGAAGAACAAAUCUGUAGUCAAAGGUUUGACCAUGUUCAGACCUGAUUUUUUUGGAAUUUGUACCUCGAUAUCUUGGGCGAAUAGACAAUAGAUAUAAAUCUGAGUCCAAGUAAAAUAAGAAGAAGAAGAAUAUAAUCUUAUGUGAUUGCGUGAAUAAUUGACCUAAAUCUUUGCAAAAGUGCAACGUGAUUUAUUUUUAGGUUAUGUAUAUUACUGUAUGCAGCGAAAGAACAUUUACCUAACUUCAAUUAAUAUGCAAACCUAGAUUGACUAGGUUAAGUUUAUAUUGUUACUGCAGAAAAUAUUAAAUUAAUGCGAUUGCAAAGAUGAGUGACUUAGAAAUCGCGUACAAUAGUGAUCAGGAAGUUUCGGAGAAUCACUCGAAACUCGUCGAAGCUGUAACACAGCUUGAUAAAAAGCAAAGAGUAAAUAAAGCGGAAAGGAGUGAGCCCACUUUAGAGGUCUCAGAGUUCCAUCUUGUAAAAAGGGCAACCAACAAGGAUGCCGUACAGGUUCGAGAUCUGGUUAAAUCAUUGGGACAGAAAGGAUAUCAAAGCCAAAUUACAAAAAAGCUUCGAUCUAUUCAAAAAUGCAAAACUAUUUCCAAGCCAUUGGAAAAACCAACUGCUGAAAAGGUAAAAAUGAGAUUUGGUUUUGAACGUACUCUGAAGGAUCUAUCAAGAUGGAAUGCUAUAGUCGCUAAAAAUAGAACGGCAACACAUUUAACUUUUCCACUGAGAACUCCUAAGCAAAAAUUGAAAAUUGACUCCCCAGCAGAUUUCAUAAAUCAUCUUAGAUUUAAGUCUGAUUUACAACGAAAGUUGGAAGAAUUAGAUCCAAAACUAAAAGAACCUCUACCUCAGGAGAAGGAGAAAAGAGAUAAUGAAGAAGAAAAAUCCCAAAUGACAUUGAAGGACAUGAAGAAGAAAAGAAGCGAAACUGCCAAAUAUAGGGCACAGCAGUCGUAUCAAGAGGCGAAGGCGCAUCGUCAACGUAAGAUCAAAAGCAAAAAGUUCCAUCGUAUAGAGCGGAAGAAGAGAGACAAGGAACAGUUGGUGGAGUUUGAGAAAUUGCAGAAAACUGAUCCGGAAAAAGCCUUGACAAUGUUGGAACAAUUGGACAAGAGUCGUGCGGAAGAACGAAUGUCGCUGAGACAUAAGAGCACUGGUCAAUGGGCCAAGAAUAAACAGAUCAGAGCUAAAUAUGACAAGGAAACUCGACAGGAGCUUGCCAAGCAGUUGUCUAUUGGUAGAGACUUGACACAAAAAGUCAGGUUAGCUUCCGAUAAUGACGAAGAUAAAACGUCCUUUACGUUUGCAAAUAUAGUUGAGGAACCACCUAACAAUAGCGAAAUGGUGUCUGAAGUCAAUGAUUUGAUUGAAAGUUAUCGGAAGUAUCGUGAUAAGAAGAAAUCCGAAGGAGAAACUGCCGCGAAGGUUGACAGCAAAUCCAAGUCGCCUGCCAACAAAUUAGAUGAAGAUAAGAAAUCGUAUACAAAGACAGAGUCUGAAGUUAGUGAAUUUGCUAAAGAUUGUUUGAAGCGCCGCGAUAGAAAGGACGAGGAAUCCAAAGAAGAGAGUGUCGCGAAGGUUGAUAGCACAUCCAAAUCAUCUGUCAACAAAUUAAACAAUAUAUCAAAUGAUAUGUUAGAAAAACAGAUUUCUGAGCCAAAUAAAGCAAAUACAAUUGCUUUUGCUGUCACUUCUUCAAAUCAAAAGACUAAAGAAUCUACCAAAGUCAAAAAAGCAAGUAAAAAAGUGAGUACGAGCUGUACUGUAAUUUCGGAUGAGAUAGUUUCGAAAAAGGAAAAAGCGAAAUUAUGUAACAAGAAGAACAAAAUUAAGGUGAAAAAUGAGCAUAAUGUAGAACUUACCUCCACGUGGCAUGUCGAAGAAUUGCAGUGCAAUAAGAAAAUGGACUCUAAAACGCCUAAAGUAGCAGACAUAGACGAUAUGUUUGAUUCCGUGGAAGAAAACAUAAAAUAUAAAGUCAACUUGAAGAUGCACAGAAUAAAAAGGAAACUUGAGACAGAGAACAAAGUAAAUAAGCGCAAGAAGAAGGCGAAUAAAGAGAACGAGAACUAUAUGCCAAAUCUGGAAUUUAAAGAUUAUAAACAGAAACCCAUAUUGGAUCUUCCAUUAGAGGAAACCGCUUGUAAGGAAAAUUCACAGAACACAGAUUUGACGACCUUAAAGACAAUAAUGAACACUGAGCAAGAACCCACAACUAAAUCAAAUAGUUACGUGGGGGAAAUCAAUCUGCAGAAUCCUCAUUCGAUGAACACAAAGUCGAAGCAUCUAAAGACGGAAAUACCGGAUUUAGAUGUAGAUGAGGAGGACGUGCUGGAUAACGAUGAACAGGAAGAAAACUUUGAUAGAUUCAUAGACGAAGUAAUGGAAAAUAGCGAUGCCGAGAAGGAAUUCAGAAAGGAGAAAGAAGAGGAGAUUAAGAAUUCGCAACCAGAAACUAUUAACACGAGCUUACCUGGAUGGGGAAGCUGGGCGGGAACAAACAUCAAGAAAAGCAAAAUGAGACGUAAGAACAGACGAUUUAUACUAAAGUUUCCCAAGAACGUGCCGCGUAAAGACGAAAAUAAAGGCGAUGUGAUAAUCUUCGAGGGUGAGAAUCAGAAGUUAAAAGAGCACCUUGUCAGUGAACUGCCAUAUCCAUUUACUACCGUUAAGGAUUUUGAAGCGAGCAUCAGAGCUCCUCUGGGUAGAACCUUUGUGCCAGAGAAUGCUCACAGACGAUUGAUUCAACCAUCGCUGGUUACUAAAUCCGGUCAAUUGAUUGAACCCAUGACUGAAGAAAUGUUAUUAGAGAAGCAACCGAUGGUGAAACGACGUAUCGAUAAACAGAAAAAGAACAGCAUGAAGAACAAUAAAAUAAAACACGAGUAGGAUGUAAUAGUGUAAAAUAAUAUCCCUUGUACUGAGAAUUAAUUAAGUUGCAUUGACAACCUUUGUUAUGAUUUGUAAAACUAGUUCUAUAAAAUAAUCAACAUCAUUAAUCUUU
Odontomachus brunneus is the source of this 3145-nucleotide messenger RNA. RefSeq names its product U3 small nucleolar RNA-associated protein 14 homolog A-like. The coding region runs from base 457 to 3030 and encodes 857 amino acids. The transcript has 7 exons. The record is from RefSeq and is a predicted model, not a curated record. Lineage: Eukaryota; Metazoa; Arthropoda; Insecta; Hymenoptera; Formicidae. Gene Ontology annotation, cellular component: nucleolus; small-subunit processome. Gene Ontology annotation, biological process: rRNA processing.